Molecule: messenger RNA, 2595 nt
Organism: Apiotrichum porosum
Lineage: Eukaryota; Fungi; Basidiomycota; Tremellomycetes; Trichosporonales; Trichosporonaceae
Exons: 4
Coding region: 1-2595 (864 amino acids)
Biological process (GO): nucleolar large rRNA transcription by RNA polymerase I; transcription initiation at RNA polymerase I promoter
Cellular component (GO): RNA polymerase I upstream activating factor complex
Molecular function (GO): RNA polymerase I general transcription initiation factor activity; rDNA binding
Source: RefSeq, a predicted model, not a curated record
AUGCACGACGGCGACGAAGGGUCAACGACCUUGCCCCGUAACAGCGCCGACUCUUCGACAGCUUCUCGGCCCAUGCCAGACAACGCAGAGGCUGGUCCUUCCCGCACGGAGGCAUCGGCCACUGACACGGAUGCCGAGCUGCCAGGUCUCAAAUGGUACAUCUCCGACCUGGACAGACACAUGAAGCGCUCGGCAGCACAUCUCGACGGCAGACUCUCGCUCGCCCACAAUGACCUGCCCCACACCCAGUUCGAGUGGUCUGUCAUUCCUCCAAGCAACUGCCUGUGGACGUCCGACGAGAAGGCCCUCUUCUUUGCUGCCCUUGCGCGGCACUCGCGACUUCGCCCCGAUCUCAUUUCCCUCGACGUGGGAACCAAGUCGGUCGCCCUGGUGGAGGAAUACCUCGCCGCCCUUCGGUGGGGUAAGCAACACCUCGGCGAUCGCAUCCGCCAGCACGACGAGUCUCGUCAAUGGCGAGAUCACUUGAUUGACACUGGAGCGUACUCUGUCGACGACCUUUGGCUGGAGAUUGAGGAAGAGUUUAGCGAAACACUUGAUCGGCUCAUUACCGACGCCGCGGUUCCCGCACGACGCAAGAGAGCGCCCUCAUCGGAGACCCUGUUGAACGAGUACGGAGGCUCGCUUGACGUCGACAAGCUCUCCACACUAGAUGGCCUGCUCAAGGUCUCUGAAGAAAAGUCGACGACAGACCUGGUCGGAAUCUACAACUCGGAGUCUUCAUCAGACGACGAUGAGGACCCGAUCGUCAAGGACAACCGCGAGAUUGAAAAGCUCGACGCCAUUGCCAAGAAGGAGCGUACGCCCGCCCAGCGUGCGAGGUUGCGUACCCUUGUCAACCGCAAACGUAACCGUCAACAGUAUCGUCUCCGUGCUCUCCUCAAGCAGGGUAUGACCCAGAACCAGAUCACCGAGGGCGGCGGCCCUGACGCUGUGUUUGGCAGACAGCCCGACAAGAGCCUGGCUUUGGAAUCAAGACCCGGUGCCAAACGCAAAAAGCACGCCGAGAGUAUCGCCGUCCACGACCCCGAGAUUGUCCGUCUCGGCGAGUUGGGCAUGGAUCGCUACCUCACCCAGCAGGGCUGGGAGCUGUUCAACUACGCCCACAUGGGCGACGCCAUCACGGCCUACGCCAAGGCACACAGUGACAGGCCAGCCCCCGCCAUCUCUUUCCCCGUCCUUGGCGAGCUCUAUACCGAGGUCCUCGCCUACCUGAAACCACUCGUCUACCAGGCCGUCAUCAUUGCCGAGCAACAGGCGGUGCAGAACAAGACCGAAGAAGUCGAUGUCGCCCAUGUCCGUGGGGCGAUCGCUCUGCGCGGCGAGAAGCGACCCCGGGAGGUCUUCUCCGAGGCCAAAAAGCAGUUUUCGGGGAUAGGCAGUGAAGCCGGCACACCAGAUCGCAGCAGUCGCCGUAACAGUACCGCCAACCCCGUCACUCCCGACCGUACCCACCGUCCGCGCUCCCAGUCUCCCUCUCGGUCUUCUUCUCCCUCUCGACCCCCGAGCCCCCCACGCACAUUUGUCGAGCACGACCUCACCUCGUGGAUGGACGCCGGCGUUGUCCCACCGGACAUUUCCAACCUGCCCGAAGCCCAGACGGCCGUGGACCCGCUCGACGACGAGUGGGAGAUCAUCUCAACAGUCACAGACGAUGAGGACGAGGCACUUGACGAUGCUCUGGACGUGGCCGACUCGGCGCUCGACAACGCCGUGUCCCGUCAGCUCGACCAUGCAGUCGUUGACAACGACACCCGAAUCAUUAUUGACGGCACCGCGUGGGUCAAUGCCAAGGAGCGCCAGCCAGCGCGUAAGCGCAAGCGGAGGGACACGGGCGCCACAGAGGCCGAGGACGAGGACGAGGAUGUGCGCGACGCUCAACAGGCAUACAGAGACCUCAUUGCAACGAUCCAAGAAACCCGUCGCAACCGCCGCGCAGUUCGCCGCCGUACCGAACUCUUCCCACGCACGUCGACGUUCAAAGAGGGUGGCAGGGUCCGAGUCCGCCACACCCUUGGAUGGCGCAAGGCCCGCAAGGGGGAGGGCCACUGGCUUGUUGGCAGCGACGAGAGCGAGAUGGAGGUGGAGAGUGACGAGGGUGUUGAGGAGUGGGUCGCGAGUGGGACUGGGAGUGAAGGGGAGGAGUCGGAGGAGUCGGAGGAGGCAGGCUGGGAGGGAGAUGACGGAGAGGGGGAGCAGGGAGAUGAGGUGGAAUCCCAAGCGGACGCUGAGGUGGAUGCUGAGGAGGCCCCAGAGGAGGUUACUGAGGACCAACGAGUGGAAGCUGGCGACGGAGACUCGGACGAAAACGAGGACGACGAACGGGAGACUCCUGUGCCAGCUUCAGACUCCAUGGAGGUCGAGGAAGACGAGCUGGAGAGCUCUGUUCAAGAGGAUAUGGAUGUGGGCGACUACGACGACGGGUCCCAAGACGACAUUGUCGACACUCAAAUCACUGGAUUCACCACCACGCAGGACCCCAUCACGCACGACACGCAACUCACUGCCGACACGUACUCGCCCGAGCCACCCGAGAGCAUUGGCAGCAUUGGAAGCAUGGGUAGCAGCGACUGGUAG